AUGCCAUGUUUCCAUGAUGAGGCUCAUUCUUACGUCCGUUUCCCCGGACGUGCCCAUCAAUUCAUCGAGUCUUCUCAGACUUGCUCCGUGUGCAAAUUACUGGUUGAGGUUGUCGAACAGGUCAAACCAGGAUGGUUGCAGCGCGACCCUGACAAGUCUGUUUGCCUGGAAUAUGAUUCCAACCAAGAAAAGUCGCAGAGGGGUUCAAGUACUUUGAUUGUGAGCCUCCAAGAGCGUCGAUCAGGGGGGGUCACUGGCAACUUGGCUUGGGGAAUCUUGAAGUUACCCUGGCAGACGGUGGAAUCUUUCAGGUAUUUCAUCUAUUCCGAAGGAGGUCCGGCGGUGCAAUUCGAGCAAUGGCCAGUCUUGCAUAAGACGGGCACGGUCGUCGACGACACCUUGUCGGCGGCCGCUGCUGACCUUGCCGCCAAAUGGCUGUCUGAUUGCUGUUCCGGCGAGGGACACCCACGCUGCAAAAUCCCUGACCCGGAAUUCACGCCCCGUCGCCUCGUCAAUGUUGGCUUAUCGGACCCGAACGCGAAGCCUCGCCUGGAGGCUCCGAAGACUCCCAGGGACUAUGCGUGUCUCAGCUAUUGCUGGGGCCCAGAUGUGGAAGAGAUCAAAGAAAAAUUGCAGGCCAGCGUGUCGCAGGACAACACCAUUGACGUGAGCUUGCUCCCCCAGACGAUGAAAGAUGCCAUCUUGUUCUGCCGUAGACUCCAGAUACCAAACCUGUGGAUUGAUGGUCUGUGCAUCGACCAGCAGGACGCGGAAGCGAAGAAACAUGGCAUCGCUGAAAUGCACAAAGUAUUCGCCAAUGCCAAGCUGGUUCUUGCAGCAGCGGAGCCCGCGUCUUGUAAACAAGGCUUCCUGGGUAGGCAAAACUAUGGAAACCGUCCGUUACAGUGGCUGUUUGAAACCGCGGUGCCGGUUGAGGCGGGUGGUUCUCCCGGCGACAAAAUCCUCAUCAGACGGCUCACAAGCGAUCGGAAACUCGACGCAAGAUCUUCAUUGGACCGGAGAGGAUGGUGUCUUCAAGAAAGCAAUCUUUCCAUGCGCAGCCUGUACUUCAAUGGCGAUGAAAUGACGUGGGAGUGCAACCACCGCGUCAUCUGUGAAUGUGGACACAAAUCCAGAUCCAAGGAAGACGGAGAGCUGAAGGGACUUCAUCGACGUCCUUGGGAAGAGCGAGUGACAACUCGUCGAGAAUAUGUCGAUUGGAUGGAUCUGGUCGGGGAAUACUCAGACAGGUCACUCUAUCAGGGGGACGACAGACUCCCUGCGAUAUCCGGGUUGGCAGAGGAAAUCGCGCGGCGCCUGGGGGUGGUCAAGGCGCAGUCCUAUUUUUCAGGCUUGUGGAAAGAAAACUUCAUUCUCGGGCUGGCAUGGCACGUCGACAGAUCAGCAUCAGCCUCGAGGCCACGGUUCGAAAGACCCGCCACGGUCCAUUUUCCCAGUUGGUCGUGGGCCUCGAUUACGAAAUCCGUGGCAUACAGUGUGUUUGACAACCCUCUCGGCAGUUCACUUCAGCGGGAAGAGCUGGUUGAAGACUGUAGGGUUCGAGAAAUCCACCACUGCGAUGACCCGACAGAGGUUGCGUAUCCAGGGGCCGCGACAUUGUCGGGAUCACUGGUAUCGGUCGAGCACAAAAGACUCAGCAAGUCCGCGACUAGACAGUGGAAGAGAGAUUCCGGGUAUGCAAUGAACCUGGGCGACCCGGAAGAGUUAGAUAUAGUCAGCUCCCAAAAUGGGGUAGGCAUCCAGGUCCUCCUGGAUGAACGCAAUGAAGCAGAUCAGUGCAUCUGUGAUCACUGCUCAAGGAAGCUGCAAGAGAUUGUCGAUGACCAGUCCAAAGGGGAAUCACCACAGCUCUUUUGCCUGCGACUUUUUACCUGGAGAAUUCCCGAGGCCCGUGAAAAUCCAAGAAGCCAUCAUGUUUGGUACCUCUUGCUGCAAAAAGUGCCCCAAAAGUACAGUAAGGAGAGGGAUGUCUUCCGGAGAAUUGGAAUGGGCAUUCUGGAUGGGUACCGAUCUUCAAUGUUUGAGCACAGCAAAGAAUCCGAAGUCAUUAUCAUCUAG
Molecule: messenger RNA, 2079 nt
Organism: Cladophialophora immunda
Lineage: Eukaryota; Fungi; Ascomycota; Eurotiomycetes; Chaetothyriales; Herpotrichiellaceae
Exons: 2
Coding region: 1-2079 (692 amino acids)
Source: RefSeq, a predicted model, not a curated record